UUCGAGCUGAAGGUAUUUCUCUCUCUCUCUCUCUCUCUCUCGUUACUGUUUUUAAGAUCUUCUUCCUUCUUUCUUCACGAAGCCCUCAUCGAUUUGGGUCAAAUUUGUUUGGGGUUUUUCUUCUUCACGACCAAAAGGAGAUGGAUACAUCAAACCCUGCAGUUUUUGUCAAUGCGGAGCUGCUGCGCUUGUAUGUUGGUCGUAGGGUUAGGGCGGUGAUUCAGGUUCUGCGAUCUGAUGGUGGAGUUGUUACAGGAAAAUCUACAGAUGACAACCAGAUACUUGUCAAAGGCUCUCCAACCUCUCCUCUCUCAAAGUUUGUUGAGGUUGUUGGUAUUGCUGACGGUGAGAAAUCCAUCCAUGCUGAAAUAUGGACCAACUUUGGUGACACAUUUGAAACUCAUACUUACAAUCAGCUUUGUCAGCUUGCAAAUGGGGAAUUUAAACACAUGUUCCUCUGAGGCACAAGUAGCUUACUUUGUGAUACAGCCAGAAAGUUCUUCCCACCUACUAGCUUUAGUACUGUUCCAUGAAAUUUCUCAAACUUGAGUUUAGGUCUUCAAGUAAAUUAUCGAUGAAGUGAUAGCCAGGAAUCAGAUUUCACUGUUUGGCAAUUGUUGAAAUCUAUCAUGUUUGAACCUUGCGGAUGAACCUCUGGUUUAUAUCAAAAUUUUCUUCAACCUU
Alnus glutinosa is the source of this 684-nucleotide messenger RNA. RefSeq names its product replication protein A 14 kDa subunit B. Gene Ontology annotation, molecular function: DNA binding. Gene Ontology annotation, cellular component: nucleus. Lineage: Eukaryota; Viridiplantae; Streptophyta; Magnoliopsida; Fagales; Betulaceae. Bases 141 to 461 code for a protein of 106 amino acids. The record is from RefSeq and is a predicted model, not a curated record. The transcript is spliced from 3 exons. Gene Ontology annotation, biological process: DNA repair; DNA replication; DNA recombination.